AUGGAUGGGAGAAGUGUUUGGCACGAAGAUGCUGAGACAAGCGUGUCUCUCCCUCCAAAGCGACAAAAGACUUUUCACUAUGACAGUUCGCCCACACCACGACACGAUCUUUACACUAUUGCCUGGAUCUGCGCGCUGCAUAUAGAGAUGGCAGCAGCCAGGGCUAUGCUCGAUGAGAUUCACGAGGCCCUGCCCACGUAUGCAGACGACAGCAACACAUAUGUACUGGGAAGCAUCAAUCAGCACAAUGUUGUUAUUGCGUGCUUGCCAGAAGCCCAGUAUGGAACGAACAACGCGGCGAACGUCAUGACGAAUAUGAAGCGAACCUUCUCGGCGAUCCGGGCGGGCUUGAUAGUCGGGAUUGGUGGUUGCGUGCCGAGUAAGGCUGAUGUGCGUUUGGGUGACAUCGUUGUCGGAACAAGAGUGAUGCAGUAUGAUCUUGGGAAAGUCGUUGGAGACGGACAGCUCCAGCGAACAGCAAUCCCUAGGAUUCCUCACCAUGUGCUCGGGACAGCCGUUUCCACGCUCCGUUCGAAACACGAGCUAGGGCCCAGUCGAGUCCCAUCCAUCCUGCGGCAGAAACUAGAAGGAUACCCCGAGUAUGGUCGCCCAAGGUCACCGGACCGCCUCUUUCACGCAACGUAUGAUCAUGAAUCCCCGACGGCUAACUGUGACGGAUGCGACCAGUCAAGGUUGGUUCCACGAAGCAGACGGAUGUCGGACGAUAUAAUGAUUCAUUACGGGGCUAUCGCCUCAGGGAACCAAGUCAUGAGAAGCGGCACUACCCGGGACAAUGUUGCUCGACAACUGGAUGUCAUAUGUUUCGAAAUGGAGGCUGCUGGUCUGAUGGAUAUUCUCCCUUGUCUACCAAUUCGGGGAAUCUGCGACUACUCAGACUCUCACAAGAGCAAGGAAUGGCAGAGGUAUGCCGCAGCAACGGCGGCCGCAUACGCUAGGGAAUUGCUCGAGGAGCUACCGGUGGCUGAAGCUCAUGCAAGAGUUGCCUACAUGCCCAAUCCUCAUCAACGUUCAUCACACGAACGUCGGCAGCGCUUGCUGGGGUUCCUUAAAUUCAAGCAAAUCGAUUCUCGUAAAUCAAGUAUCGAAACCGAACUCGACAAAACAUGUCAAUGGUUUCUCAGCCACCCUGACUACCAUGCAUGGCUUGAUCCCAGAAAAUUGACACAACAUCAUGGCUUUUUGUGGAUCAGUGGCAAGCCCGGUACUGGCAAGUCGACAAUCAUGAAGUUCGCAUACUUGAAAAUGAAGCGCAAAGCCCACCGUAAGCAUGCUAUCACUGCUUCUUUUUUCUUUAACGCUCGAGGCGAAUAUUUAGAAAAGUCGAUCUUAGGGAUGUACCGAUCAUUGCUGCUCCAGCUGCUUGAAGGGUACCCUGAUCUUCAGACAGUUUUAGACGAUCCCGAUCUUAUUUCCCAAAGUCAGAAUGACUGCCCUUCCUUGAAUGUUCUCAAGGACCUCUUUCGCAACGCAGUUUCUGCCCUCGGUCAACGCUCAUUUACCUGCUUCGUCGAUGCUCUCGAUGAGUGUGACGAACAACAAGUUGUAGACAUGGUCCAAUACUUUGAAGAGCUGGCAGAACAAUCCACGAAUAAAGGCGUCCGGCUCCGAAUCUGUUUUUCCAGUCGACAUUAUCCAUACAUCGUCAUUAAGCGGGGAAUACGACUUACACUGGAGGAUCAGCCAGGUCAUGCCGAAGAUUUGGCAACCUACGUUGCAAGCCGCCUCCGAAUCGAAGACCCUGCGCUCGUCGACGAGCUACGACCACAACUUCUCGGGAAAGCUGCUGGCGUUUUUAUGUGGGUCAAAUUAGUUGUCGACAUUCUGAACAAAGAAUGUCGACAAGGUGGACUUGCUCUGAGAAAGAGAAUGGCAGAGAUACCGAGUGAUUUGAGCUUACUGUUCAAGGACAUCCUGAGACGUGACAAUGAGAAUAUGGAGGCUCUCCUGCUUUGCAUCCUAUGGAUUCUCUACGCAAAGCGACCUUUGCAACCGAAGGAGUUCUACCAUGCUCUCUGGUCUGGUUUGUCAGUGAAAGGUCUGGCCGAUGCCCAAGGCCCAGAUGUCACCGUCCCAGAUGUGGAUGACAAGGUUAACAGAUGUGUUAUCAGCUCCUCAAAAGGUCUUGCUGAAAUCACGACAUCUGAGCAGCCCACAGUUCAAUUUAUUCAUGAAUCCGUCCGAGACUUUCUUAUCAAAGACGACGGUCUGCAUGAAUUGUGGCCUGAUCUUGGAUUUGACUGGAGGAGCCCAAGCCAUGAGAAACUCAAACAAUGUUGCAAUUCAUACAUGAAUUAUACCUUGACACGUGCGUCUGUUAUCAAACUGCUGGUAGAGCGAAAAGCCAACCGGCGGACAGUAAUCUCAACAGAGUACCCUUUCUUGGAGUAUGCCAGUCAGCAUGUUCUCUAUCAUGCCAACGCUGCGGCGGAAGCGAUUCCUCAAGACGAGUUUCUAUCUCUUUUCCCCGUCUCCGAAUGGAUUACUAUCAACAAUCUUUUUGAAAAGUACAACAUUCGUAAAUACACCCAGCAUGCAAGUCUCUUCUAUAUUCUCGCAGACAAAGGUUUCUCAGAGCUCAUCCGCACAAAGUGCAAAGAGGAUCCACAUAUUCAUGUUCCUGGGGAGAGAUACGGGUACCCGCUGUUUGCUGCUUUGGCCAACGCUAACAAAGACGCUGUUGCUGCUCUUCUGAACUCGCCUUCGAGCAUGUGUAAAGAAGCCGACAUUACAGAGGGUCUAAACUGCAGGAAAGACUUGAAAGAACACACAAAUCGAACACCGCUAUCCUGGGCUGCGCAGGAUGGUCGGGCAGGCAUAGUCAAGCUGCUUCUCCAAAUGGAAACGACCGUCGAUGACGUGGAUUCGGAGGCCCGAACUCCACUUUCGCGGGCCUCAGAGAAGGGCCACGAGGCAGUGGCAAAGCUGCUUAUUAACAAGGGAGCAGACGUCAACUCCAGAGAUAAUAAUGGAUCGACACCACUCUUGUGGGCAUCAGAUAAUGGCCACGAGGCAGUGGCAAAGCUGCUUAUUAACAAGGGAGCAGAUGUCAACUCCAGAGAUAAUAAUGGAUCGACACCUCUCCUUUGGGCCUCAGAGAAGCACGAGGCAGUGGCAAAGCUGCUUAUUAUUAAGGGAGCAGAUGUCAACUCCAGAGAUAAUAAUGGAUCGGCACCGCUCUUUUGGGCCUCAGGUAAUGGCCAGGAGGCAACGGUAGAGCUGCUUAUUAAAAAUGGAGCAGAUGUUAAUACCAGUGACAAUAAAGGAAGGACACCACUCUUUUGGGCCUCAUGGAAUGGACACGAGGCAGUGGCAAAGCUGCUUAUUGACAAGGGAGCAGAUGUCAACUCCAGAGAUAAUAAUGGAUCGACACCUCUCUUUUGGGCCUCAGAGAAGCACGAGGCAGUGGCAAAGCUGCUUAUUAUCAAGGGAGCAGAUAUUAACACCAGCGACAAUGAAGGAAUGACACCACUCUUAAAAGCCUCAGAGAGUGGCCAGGAGGCAACGGUAGAGCUGCUUAUUAAAAAUGGAGCAGAUGUUAAUACCAGUGACAAUAAAGGAAGGACACCACUCUUUUGGGCCUCAUGGAAUAGCCACAAGGCAGUGGCAAAGCUGCUUAUUAUCAAGGGAGCAGAUAUUAACACCAGCGACAAUGAAGGAAUGACACCACUCUUAAAAGCCUCAGAGAGUGGCCAGGAGGCAGUGGCUAAUCUGCUUAUUGACAAAGGGGCAGAUGUCAACACCAGUGACAACGAAGGAAGGACACCACUCUUUCAGGCCUCAUGGUAUGGCUAUGAGGCAGUGGCAAGACUGCUUAUUAACAAGGGAGCAGAUGUCGACUCCAGAGAUAAUUAUGGAUGGACACCACUCUUUUGGGCUUCACGGAAAGGCGGCGACAAGGCAGUGGUAAAACUGCUUAUUGACAAGGGGGCAGAUGUCAACUCCAGAGAUAAUUAUGGAAGGACACCACUUUUUUGGGCCUCAUGGAAAUUCGGCAACAAGGCAAUGGUGAAACUGCUUAUUGACAAGGGGGCAGAUGUUAACAUCAGUGACAACGAAGGAAGGACACCACUCUUUUGGGCCUCACGGAAAGGCGGCGACCAAACAGUGGCAAAACUGCUUCUGGACAAACUGGCAGACGUCAACACCAGAUAUAGCUAUAGAUAG
This is a messenger RNA of Aspergillus tanneri, 4185 nucleotides long. RefSeq lists its product as uncharacterized. Gene Ontology annotation, molecular function: catalytic activity; protein binding. Bases 1 to 4185 code for a protein of 1394 amino acids. Lineage: Eukaryota; Fungi; Ascomycota; Eurotiomycetes; Eurotiales; Aspergillaceae. Gene Ontology annotation, biological process: nucleoside metabolic process. The transcript has 2 exons. The record is from RefSeq and is a predicted model, not a curated record.